AAUUAAACUGACAAUUUUAAAUUAUUUUUACUCGACGUUUUACUAAAAUCAAUUAACAUUUGAAUAAAAGAAGGAACUAACUUUAUUAUUAAAAAAAUAGUUCGUCCUAUUAAAUUCAUUUUGAAAUUCGUACUAAUUCGAUUUUAUAUCGAGCUCCAAUCGGAUUUAAUUUUAAUUUCAAAUUUUCAAGUUGUCAAGUCAAGUCAUAAAAAAGAAAACACCUUGUGCACAACACUAUUUGUCACGUUUGCUGAUAUCGACGUAAAGCGGAUUUCGCUGAAAAUAUUAAUUAGUUUUUAAAUAUUAAUGCUUCUGUAAUAAACACUUAUGAUAUCUAAAUUGCAGUGAAUUGAUCAUGUCCGAUUCAGAGGGCAGCGUGUAUUCCGGCAGCGGCUCUGACGCUGGCAGUGUUGCAUCGAAUCGCUCGAGACGAAGCGCUGGUUCGAACCGCUCGAACCGAUCGAACCGCUCGGUCAGGUCGGGCUCCCGUUCUCGGUCCCGUUCGCAGUCUGGUAGUCGCGGCAGCCGGAGCCGAAGCCCCUCAAAGUCACCCUCUAGGUCACGGUCCCCAUCUCGAUCGCGAUCGCGAUCUCCAUCGAAAUCUCGGUCGCGAUCUCGUUCAAGGAGCCAGUCUGUUGCAUCUGACGCCAGUCGCACCAAUGGGAAGGAUGACGAAGCAAAGGAAGCCUCCGGGGAUGAAGAAGUUGAGGACGAACAGGAGCCAGAAGGUGAAGAGCUAGUGGACUCUGAGGAGUAUGAUGAAGAUGAAGAAGAGGAACGCAGAAGAAAGAAGCGCAAGAAAGACAGCCGCUAUGGAGGCUUUAUUAUUGACGAAGCUGAGGUUGAUGAUGAAGUUGACGAAGAUGACGAAUGGGAAGAAGGUGCCCAGGAGAUGGGUAUUGUGGGCAAUGAGGUUGAUGAAAUUGGUCCUACGGCGCGAGAAAUUGAGGGUCGCCGAAGAGGUACUAACUUGUGGGACUCGCAGAAAGAAGAAGAGAUUGAGGAGUACCUCAGAAAUAAGUAUGCAGAUGAAUCUGCUGCACUGAGGCAUUUCGGAGAGGGUGGGGAGGAAAUGUCGGAUGAAAUCACCCAACAGACUCUCCUCCCAGGCAUAAAAGACCCCAAUCUGUGGAUGGUCAAGUGCAGAAUCGGAGAAGAGAAAGCCACUGUGCUGCUUCUUAUGAGAAAGUUCAUCACUUACCAGAAUUCUGAGCAACCUUUUCAAAUCAAAUCCGUAGUAGCGCCGGAAGGAGUGAAAGGCUACAUCUACAUCGAAGCCUACAAACAGACACACGUCAAGAGCAUUAUAGAGAACGUUGGGAAUUUAAGAAUGGGAAUUUGGAAACAAGAAAUGGUGCCUAUUAAAGAAAUGACAGACGUUUUGAGGGUCGUCAAAGAACAAUCAGGCUUGAAACCGAAGCAGUGGGUCAGAUUAAAAAGGGGUCUCUACAAAGAUGACAUCGCCCAAGUCGACUACGUGGACUUGGCCCAAAACCAAGUGCAUCUGAAGUUGUUACCGAGAAUCGAUUACACGAGACUGAGAGGGGCUUUGAGAACCGUCCAGAGCGAGAGCGAGGCCGCCAAACGGAAAAAGAAGCGCAGGCCGGCGGCCAAACCCUUCGACCCUGAAGCGAUCAGAGCCAUCGGCGGGGAAGUCACUUCUGACGGCGACUUCUUAAUUUUCGAGGGUAACAGAUACUCGAGAAAGGGUUUCCUGUACAAAAACUUUACGAUGUCGGCCAUUUUAGCCGAAGGAGUGAAGCCCACUCUGACGGAGUUGGAGAGGUUCGAGGAGCAGCCCGAGGGGAUCGACAUCGAGCUGGCCGCGCCCGCCAAGGACGACCCGACGAGUUUACACUCCUUCUCGAUGGGAGACAACGUCGAGGUCUGUUCCGGCGAUCUGGCGAACCUGCAGGCGAGGAUCAUCGCCAUAGACGGCUCCAUGAUCACGGUGAUGCCGAAGCACGACGCGCUGAAGGACGCGCUCGUGUUCAAACCGAACGAAUUGCGAAAGUACUUCAAGCAAGGCGACCACGUCAAGGUGCUGGCGGGCCGGUACGAGGGCGACACCGGCCUCAUCGUGCGCGUGGAGCCGCACCGCGUCGUGCUGGUGUCCGACCUCACCAUGCACGAGCUGGAGGUGCUGCCGCGGGACCUGCAGCUGUGCUCCGACAUGGCCACCGGCGUGGACUCGCUGGGGCAGUUCCAGUGGGGCGACAUGGUGCAGCUGGAUCCGCAGACGGUCGGCGUCAUCGUGCGCCUGGAGAAGGAGAACUUCCACGUGCUCGGCAUGCAGGGGAAGGUCAUCGAGUGCAAGCCUCAAGCGCUGCAGAAGCGGCGCGAGAACCGCUUCACGAUGGCGCUGGACUCCGAGCAGAACACCAUCCAGAAGAAGGACAUAGUGAAGGUGAUCGACGGGCCGCACGCGGGCCGCGAGGGCGAGAUCAAGCACCUGUACCGGAACUUCGCCUUCCUGCAGUCGAGGAUGUACCUGGACAACGGCGGCAUAUUCGUGUGCAAGACGCGCCACCUGCAGCUGGCAGGCGGCGCCAAGAACGCCGCCGCCGCCAACGGGCUGGCGCUGGGCUUCAUGUCGCCGCGCAUCCAGUCGCCCGCGCACCCGUCGGCGCGCGGCGGCGCGCGGGGCCGCGGGCGGGGCGCGCGGGGCGGCGCCGCGGCGCGCGACCGCGACUUCAUCGGGCAGACCAUCAAGAUCACGGGCGGCCCCUACAAGGGCAACGUGGGCAUCGUGCGCGACGCCAACGUGAGCACGGCGCGCAUCGAGCUGCACACGGCGUGCCAGACCAUCUCCGUGGACCGCGGCCACAUCGCGGCGGCGGGCGGCGCGGGCGCGGCGCGCGGCGGCGCCUCGGCCUACGGGCGCACGCCCACGGCGCGCGCGGGCGCGCACACGCCCACGUACCGCGACGCGGGCUUCAAGACGCCGCUGCAGGGCGUGGCCACGCCCGUGUACGAGGCGGGCAGCCGCACGCCGCACUACGGCGCCAGCACGCCGGCGCACGACGGCGGGCGCACGCCGGCGCACCCCGCGUGGGACGCCGCGGCGCACACGCCGCGCCCCGACCCCGAUUUGGCGCUGGGCUCGCCCGCCUACGACGCGCCGUACGCGCAGGGCCCGUUCACGCCGCAGACGCCGGGCACCAUGUACGGCUCGGACCACACGUACAGCCCGUACCGGCCCAGCCCCGGCUACUCGGGCUCGCCGUCGCCGGCGCCCUACUCGCCGCGCUCGCCCGGCGCCGACGAGGACGCCGACUGGCCGGCGCCCGAGCUGGAGGUGCGCGUGCGCGCCGACGCCGAGCCGGCGCUGCGCGGGCAGGUGGGCGCGCUGCGCGGCGUGUCGGGCGCCAGCUGCAGCGUGCUGCUGGCGCACGAGGACCGCGUGGUGACGGUGCCGGCGCACCUGCUGGAGCCCGUGCUGCCGCAGAGCGGCGACCGCGUCAAGGUGAUAGCGGGCGAGGACCGCGAGGCGGUGGGGCAGCUCAUCUCCAUCGAGAACCAGGAGGGGCUCGUCAAGUUCGGCACCGACGACAUCAAGAUCAUGCAACUGCGACACCUGUGCAAGAUGGCGGCCACCUAGUGCACGCGACCCCUCCACUACCCCACACCACCGCGAGACUAAAGCUGAGGACACACCAACGCGUCCGCGGCGACGUGCACGAUGACGAUCAGAGGGCCUAGCCACACACACUUACACAUUAAAUCUCUUUCUACAAACGCUAACGCUUCGAAAACUAAAAAAUGUAUGAAAAUGGCAUAUCGAAUAUGAUAGCUUGAUCACGUAACACAUCGAUAAGGAAUUUGUCAUAUCCAUUUUUAUUUUUAGUUUUCGACGCCGAAGUUUACAGAAACAGAAUGUAUGUGUAAGUUGGCUACAGAGCCAGAUGUAGCGCACGAAUUCGUAGCAACGUGUUCAUAUCGACGCGUUCUCAGAUGUCAUACAUUGCACUAGACGUUGGUUUAGCCUUUCGGGGAAAUAUCGGUAACGCCGCGUUUGUAUCGCCGUAUGCACCGUUUAAGUGUAGGUAUUUCUCUAUCAAACGAGAUCAUAUUAAACAUGUGAAGCCCUAGCAUGUGUCAACGACAUCUCGCGAAGAGAAAAACACAUAUUGUCCACCAAUAGCGGCGGCAUCGAAAAUAUUGCCCUCUUUCUCUCGUUGCGAUAGGACGAAAGAGAUCUCGCCGAUGUGUCUUUUUUCUUCAUGUGAUUUGUCGUGGCGCAUAUUGGCGUCUUAGUAUUCACGCUUUCUUAUCUAUGAUAUUACAUAAGUCAAAGGUCUACGUUUUGUUGUUAUACUUGCUUACAAUGAUACCCAACUUGCCACUGGAUUGUGCAACUUUUUUCAUAAUUUCGAAUUUUAGGUAUUUUUCUCCCAGUCAAACAUCACAAAAUCGUUUAUAACCUAAAAAAUUGUGAUAUAAUAUUGAAAUGUAAAAACCCAUGAAUUUCCCGCAAAUGGAGAUGGAGGGGAUGAAGGUAACCACCCCUCCCCUAGCUCUCUCCCGCUUAUCGAGAAUAGGUAAUUCAAAACCUAACCCAUAAUUUGAAAGUAUUAAACUAAAUUGAGUCUAGAAGUAGUGUAUUUUUUUAUCCAUUGUCCGUUGUAAAAGUAGGCACUAUCACAGUAUACACUAUAUUAUUUCAAAACAUUGCUAUCUAGCAUCAUAACCUGGGGCUGUCUCUUUCUACAAAUGCUAACGCUUCGAAAAUUAUGAGAAUAAUGAGAAAAAAUAUGAGAAUGACAUUUGCUAUAGAUAGGUCACGUGAUCAAGUUAUCGAUCCGAUCCGUCAAUUUCAUACAUUUUUUAGCUUUCGUAACGUUAGCGUUUGUAGAAAGAGAAUCGACGUGCCACUUACCUAUUAGCCCGAUUAUUUUGAAAGUUAUGGGCAUGUAGGUAUACCGUAGAGUGGUAUAGUCAUUUAUUCGGUUCGAAUUGUAUGUAGUUUAUUAAACCGCGCAAUAGUUAACUUGCAGCGAUAUGACAUGGUUUGAUCACUGGAUGACAAGUGUUCUUAUUUACCUAAAUAAAAUAUUUUAUUUUACA
Molecule: messenger RNA, 5067 nt
Organism: Bicyclus anynana (squinting bush brown)
Lineage: Eukaryota; Metazoa; Arthropoda; Insecta; Lepidoptera; Nymphalidae
Gene: Spt5
Product: transcription elongation factor SPT5
Exons: 5
Coding region: 356-3601 (1081 amino acids)
Biological process (GO): regulation of transcription by RNA polymerase II; regulation of DNA-templated transcription elongation; transcription elongation-coupled chromatin remodeling
Cellular component (GO): DSIF complex
Molecular function (GO): mRNA binding
Source: RefSeq, a predicted model, not a curated record